This is a messenger RNA of Labeo rohita (rohu), 2137 nucleotides long. Its product is annotated as pentraxin fusion protein-like. Bases 1366 to 2076 code for a protein of 236 amino acids. Lineage: Eukaryota; Metazoa; Chordata; Actinopteri; Cypriniformes; Cyprinidae. The record is from RefSeq and is a predicted model, not a curated record. The transcript is spliced from 3 exons.
GACAUCAUAUUUUUCCCCAAAGUUUACUUCACAAAAAAGAGGUAUGAUCUGAAAAUCCCAAUUGAUUUUCUCCAUAGGGGAACUGAUAACUGAAGUUUAAUAGGGAUGUAACAGUAUGAAAAUUGUACUGGAAACCAAGUUUUAUAUUUUACAUCAACAAACAACAAAUAAAAGGACUUUUUUGUUUGCAUAAUCACUAAAACAACAACAGUAGCCUAACAAAGACUGGAUUUUAAAUAAAAACAUGACAUGACUUUAUGCUGGUCAUGUUGCUGGUCAAGGAUCAAAACAUACCAACCAGCAUAUGCUUUUUUUUUUUUUACCAGGGGUUCUGGGUGUUCCUAGUGGCUGUGAGUGUUGCGUUGCAGUGGCUGGGGUGUUUUGAGUGGUUGUCAGUAUGUUGCUGUGUGGUUGCUAGAGUGUUCUGAGUGGUGAGUGUGUUGCUGUUCUGUUGCAGAGAUGCUCUAAAUGGCUCCAUUAGAAAGCAAGAAGAUCUAAAUGAGAGAAUAAUGAAACUGCUGAGAGAAUUGAUUGCUGAUUAAAUUCUGUAGUGAAUGAUUUGGAAAUAUUAAGACUUCAAACUACUGCUCUCACCUCUAAUGUUUUUUAAAGUAAAAUGCUGUUUGUAUGUGCAUCUAGUCAGAGGUGAGAACAGCUGAAACCAUGUGUUGCUAAUUUAGAGAACAUAUAUUGUUUGGGGGAUGCAUUUGCAACAUGUUUGCAGUUUAAUCUUCUAAAAUGUCAAUUGCUAUAUAGAAGUGUUGUUUUGUGGCUCAGAAAGUGUGAUAUAAAGCCAUAUAAGGGUAUGUGUUUUCCUCAAGUUACUGAAGGUGUAACUAAAAUGGAAAUAGGCUUGCUUGUUCAUGUAGGCGCUACUGUAAUUUUACAUUUUGAACUUUUGAUACUCUGAGCCAAUAAACUACAGUGAAGGUCACACAUAUGGUGUGCUUAAGAUUACCAUGGCAACUGGGAACCCUUCUCACAAAGAGUUAUAUGUGUGUGUCUUUACAAAAUGCUUGACUUAUAUGGGAGUGAAAGGAGGAGAAUUUUGAAUGUUUAUGCUGACUCUAUAAUGGUAGUUUUGGGUCAUUCUCCUUGCCACAACUCGGGUGAAGACAUUCUCACUAUUAUUUUGAAUUUAUUUCUUAAGAGUUAUUGUUUUAAUAAACCAAAACCAUUUCAAAUGGUGAUUUGUUUAAACCUCUCUUAAAAUAAGACUCAGAGCGGUUCAUUAUUAUAAGCUAUUAUCUGAACCUGAAAGGGUUCAGCAAUGUCCAGUUAAGCUCUAAGUUGAUCUGGUUAGGACAUCACCAAAGAUGAUUGAACAGCUGACCCACGUACCCUGUCCAUCAGACCUGCAGAAAGAUGUUACCAGUGGUUUUAUUUUUCUCCCUUUUGUUUCUGAAACCAGUAGCUACCAAUGAGGGUCUUGGUGGAAAAAUGCUUGUGUUUCCAAGUAAGUCUUCAAGCAGUUAUGUUGAACUCACUCCUGAAAAGCCAAUGAGUCUUUCAGCAUUUACACUCUGCAUGCGUGUCACGACGGAGCUCUGGGAUGUGAGGGAGAUCAUUCUGUUCGCCUACCGCACACCUGACACGGAUGAGCUGAACGUGUGGAAAGAGAAAGACGGACGUUUUUCCUUGUAUUUUCAGUCUAGCCACGAUGGAGUGCUUUUCAAUCUGACUCUUCCCUCCCCCUAUCAUACUCACCUGUGCGUCACCUGGAACUCUGCUAAUGGUCUUACUGCCUUUUGGGUGGAUGGACGUCGCAGUUCAUUACAGGUCUAUAAAACAGGUCAUAGAGUUCGUGCAGGUGGAGUUGUCCUGCUUGGCCAAGACCCUGAUGAUUAUCUUGGUGACUUUGACCCUGAGCAGAGCUUUGUUGGAGAAAUGAAAGAUGUGUACAUGUGGGAUUAUGUUCUCUCUGACAAUCAGAUUAAGGCGGUUUAUUCAAACCAGGAAUCAUCUAUGCCGAAAGGAAAUGUGUUAAACUGGAACACCACCAAAUAUUAUGCUCAUGGAAAUGUGGUAGUGGCAAAUGAUUAUACACUCAUAAUACAUUUCUGUCAGCCUCUAUAGUCUCAUGCAUCUUUGGAAUCUGUUCAUCUGUUUUAAUGACUUACAAAGCUGUAAACGCUAA